ACAUCCUCUUCUCUCAGCUGUUUCUUUCUUCUUCCACUUCGAUACAACGGCUCACCGUUACAACUACACCUUUUCACCCAACUAGCUAGUUAGCUCAGUUAACUAUCACCUAGCUUCUGAAGGAGGCUGUUAACUGCUGGACGUCACUGUCCGUCGCAUUGCACGUCCAGUUACAAGGAGUGAGUUACGCGACACGGCACUGUCACUUGCUGCCUGGACAUGACCGUUGUCUGACCUGACUCUUGAGGAUUCACAGCGGCAGCAUCCUUCAGCCAGCCGUUCAUCUCCAUGCCACUCUGAGGAGGAAUCGCUCAUCCUGAGUACGAGUUCGGCCCUUGUGUUUCUCUUCUCUCUAUCACCAUGGGGGGAGCCGUGAGCGCUGGGGAGGACAAUGACGACCUCAUUGAUAAUCUGAAGGAGGCCCAGUAUAUUCGCACAGAAAAAGUCGAACAGGCUUUUCGGGCCAUAGACCGCGGUGAUUACUAUCUGGACGGCUACCGGGACAGUGCCUACAAAGACUUGGCAUGGAAGCAUGGCAACAUACACCUGUCUGCUCCGUGUAUAUACUCUGAGGUGAUGGAGGCCCUCAAACUGCAGCCAGGACUUUCUUUCCUUAAUCUGGGCAGUGGAACUGGCUACUUGAGCACAAUGGUUGGCCUUAUCAUAGGUCCGUUUGGUGUGAACCAUGGAGUUGAGCUCCAUAAGGAUGUGGUUGAAUAUGCCAGAGAGAAACUGGAUGAGUUCAUAAAGAAUAGUGACAGCUUUGAUAAGUUUGAGUUCUGUGAACCUGUCUUUGUGGUGGGGAAUUGCCUUGAAAUCUCAACAGACAGUCACCAAUACGAUCGCAUUUACUGUGGCGCAGGAGUGCAGAAAGACCAUGAAAAUUACAUGAAAGUGCUGCUCAAAAUUGGAGGCAUUCUGGUGAUGCCUAUAGAGGACCAGCUGACCCAGAUAACCAGGACUGGCCAGUGCACAUGGGACAGCAAAAACAUCUUGGCGGUGUCCUUUGCCCCUUUGGUCCAGCAGAGCAGAGCUGAUGGAGAGAAGCCUGACACUGUCCAGCUGCCCCCGGUGACUGUCCGCAGCCUUCAAGAUCUGUCUCGGAUCUACAUACGCCGCACGCUCAGAAACCUGGCCAACGAGGACAGCCAGGGGAAGGGGAUGGUGCAAAGAGUUCCCCAGAAGCGCAAACGCAGGCGCUGCCGGCGGCGACGCAUCAACACCUACGUUUUUGUAGGCAACCAGCUGAUCCCCCAAAUGGUGGAGAGUGAGGAGGAGGAGCACCCCGAGGAAGAACACAAGGAAGUGGAGGAGGAGGAAGAAAGAGACAUUGGCGACAUUGAAAUCCUCAAGCAAGUGAACGUGUUGAGAGACCAAAUAAUGGCUUUACCGCUGCCCGAGUCACUGAAAGCAUACUUGCUGUAUUACAGAGAGAAAUGACUGAUUCACUCGAUAUCCGCUCUUAACGGGUGGAGCUGAAAUGCUUUUCUUCACCCUUUUCAGUACAAAUGUAGCAUUAUUUCCAUGAAAUCUUGAUGGCAAAACUGUAACGGAAAGAGACGUCAUAGAUAAUAUUGGAUAAUAAUGUUAUGAUUGUCACAAGUUGUUAGUUUUUGUUGACGUUUUCUUUUGAUUUUGUAUAUCAAAGAAAAAACAAUGUAAAAAGUAUACUAAAUGGACAUCGUUUCAGAAACCCGUUUUGAGAUUCAGAUUUUAUCACAAUGUCAGGAUUUCUGCAGAAGUGUGCAGAUUAAAAAUUGUAUAAAAAAAAAAAGUUCUUACUAUAUUUGUUAAAAUAUGAUCAUGCUAAGAAGAAGACUUUUAUUGCGGCUUUUUUUAGAAGCUUUAACUUACUAUCAGCAUCUGGUGAUUUAAUGAUGCUGAAAUGAGCUAAAGACACUGAAAGGCAAAUAAAGCCACAUACUCCCAUUUUGAGUUCAAGAGUAAGACGUUCUUGCAUAAUCAUGAACGGGACACUUACGUCAUUACUCUUCUUGACAUUUUGUUUACGGUCAAAGCGUUUUGUACCUUCCUAUUACAAGAGAUCACUGAGAGACUAGAUUGGGUCAUAAUAUUUUCUACAGGGCACCUUUUAAUGUAACUUUUUCUACAGGGUGCUUACAUACUUGUGUUUUCUCAUAAGUAGCUGACACCCUACUUGAUAUGAUAAGGUGUUAUAGGCCCUCCUCUCCAUGGUUUGCUUUCCAUUGUUGUUGAAAUAGUAUAUUAGUUUAAUCAGUCAUAUCAGAGGUUUGAAAUAAUGACAAAACUGAUGACGGGUGUUCAGUGGUGGUACACAUUUUCAGCUCUUUUUUUUUUUUUCUUUUUGAGGGAACUGGUAAAGGGGAGUUGUUGGUCAAUAAUGAGCACAUGCAUGAAUAUACCGUAAAUGUGUUGGGUGUUCCUGACUUUGCUUCACAUCUUGUGAGUGGUCACUGGAGGUGAUGUCCCAAGUGAUCAGGUCCAGAAAUGUUUUGACAAAAGAUUUUUUUUUUUUUUUUAAAUAAUAUUAAUCAAUUAGAUGGCCUUGAGACAAAUCUAAAAUUCUGUACAGUAGUUUGUUUUUUAUCCACAACAAUGCAAAUCAGAAUUGCUGAGGAUUUUGAAGCCUUUUGUAUCCUGGACUGUAGGACUGUCCAACAAAGCACCUUAUUCUGCAGUCCUCAAGUGGAAAAAAAAAAAGAAAUAAAAAAAGAGGUGCCAUUUUUUUGGCUUAAUUUGUAUUGAGGACUGGACUUCUCGUAAUGUAACUGCUGUUUAAUCAAAGUACAAUUUGCUUGCAGAACUUACCUGAUAGUGAUGGCUUUUAAGUGCCAAUGUACCCCAUCACAUUAGGAUGUCUGUGAGCUUUCUGGCACAGUAAAUUAACCCAAACCAUGGUGUAUUUCUACAACAAAAAAAACAACAAAAAAACAUUCCACAGUGGAAAAAAGAAACCACGCAUCACUGAUAGAUGUCACACUUUUUACUUUAUGGUCACAGACUUGGAAAUUUCGUUCAUCUUACUUUGAAUGCAUAAUUUAGUAUUCCAAAAGCUGAGUUGAAUGUUGUUGAUAAUAAUUCUAUUCAAUAUAAAAGUGAUAUAUAUCUGUUGUUAUAUUAUUCUGCAUACAGUUUAAUUUGCAUUUGAUUUGUUGUAGCGCCCUCUUGCUGUACUGUAUCUUGACACUGGGAACUCUGUAGAUCAAAUCUCCACUGCUGUCUGUUAAAUAGAUAAGAUAUAUUAGUGAUAUAGGUCUUCAUUUUGUUCUGGUGUAAUGAAAAAUAUUUAGUUUGAAAAAGGGGGUGAUUAUUCUAUUAGUAGUUUGUGUGUGUGAAGAGGUAACAUUUAUUUUCCGUAAGGUUAUUUUUUUGUUUUAUACAUUCAUCGGAAAGCUUUGCAAGUAAGCAAUAAUGGAAUAAAUUCUCAUCUUAUAAUUACCAAUGACAACAUAGUCCCAUUUGAUUUGCGUAGUAUCCAUUAAAUUCCACAUGACCAAUUACAGGCAUGCAACAGUUUAUAUACCAUUAUCUAAAAUGUAAUUGCUAAUCAGAGAGCACAUUAAGUAUUGAAAGCAGGGGACCUACAACCUCGACUCUCAGGUCACGCCUUGCACCAAAGUUAAUGGGACUGCUGUGAUUACAUUUAAUGUGGACGAGAGUAGACUAUACAAAAAUGGCACCCGGGGAUCACCAAGUCAUAACCAAUUCUGUGCUUUUAUAUUAAGUUCAUUUGUCAAGAGAUAAAAAAAAACAGUUCUGUUGCUGUUUAUCAGGCCUAGGUUGAUUUCUCAUAGUGUGUGCAGUUCAUUUUGAAAAUGUGUUGUUUUUCCGUAAGUGUUUGGCACAAAAAUAAAGGUCACAAUCACGUUA
Molecule: messenger RNA, 3852 nt
Organism: Micropterus dolomieu (smallmouth bass)
Lineage: Eukaryota; Metazoa; Chordata; Actinopteri; Centrarchiformes; Centrarchidae
Gene: pcmtd1
Product: protein-L-isoaspartate (D-aspartate) O-methyltransferase domain containing 1
Exons: 6
Coding region: 361-1440 (359 amino acids)
Biological process (GO): protein modification process
Cellular component (GO): cytoplasm
Molecular function (GO): protein-L-isoaspartate (D-aspartate) O-methyltransferase activity
Source: RefSeq, a predicted model, not a curated record